Oryza sativa Japonica Group (Japanese rice) is the source of this 3748-nucleotide messenger RNA. The record is from RefSeq and is a predicted model, not a curated record. Lineage: Eukaryota; Viridiplantae; Streptophyta; Magnoliopsida; Poales; Poaceae.
CGCCGAGUGCCCGUAAGACAUGCUAUAUUGGUAAACUUGACUUCCGUUUUUAUUAUUGGUAUUUUUAUCUUUCUCCAAACAAUCUUAAGCCUUAUUAAACAUUUUAUUGAAUAGGCCUUAUUAAACAAUCUUAGGCCUUUUUUAUCUUUAGCUAGAAGAAAUUAAUUAAGACGAGAUUUUUUUCCCCCUCUCUUUGAAAUUUGAAUGAAUUCAAAGAGAAAACGCUAGUAGUGACCGCCGCAACUUACUAACGUAGGAGAGGACAAGGAACAGGAUGAGUUUGCCCAGGCUGAGGGCACAGAGGUGGUCGAUGAAGCAUAACGCGUACCACGUUCCUGAGCAAAUGCCACUAGAUGAUCGAUGAUCAAGAACAACAUAUUAAAACCCUAAAAAAAGAUGCCGUCAAAAAGGCGUGCAAUUUGAUCACACCAUUUACAUGGAUUAUUCUUCUCAUCGGAUGUCAUGCAUUGCAAUUUGAUCACACCAUUUACACGGAUUAUUCGAGAUAAUAUAAUUUCAGUACAAAUUCAAAGUCUUUUUUCCCGGAGAAUAUAAUUUCAGUACAAAUUCAAGUACUAAUUAACUUAUUGACAAGGCAUUGUCGACGAGCAUGGCGACGCCGUUCGCCGUGGCGCGCAGGGAGGCCGGCAACGUGUCGUGUAGGCGUUCGCUGCUUCGAGGCGGAAGAUGUAAUGGUCCUUCCUCCAGAACCGCAUAGCCAGCCCAUCCGACGGGCGGGUCCACUUACACAUACCACUCCACUUACACUUUCGUCCUCGCUUCGUGUAAAAGGGUUAACCCUGGAGUGAUAUGGUUCGAGGGAAGAGGCCUUAUAAGUUAGUUCCACCCUUGCUAAACUAGCGCACAUAGCUCUCAUGGUAUUAAACAUGCGCACAUAGCUCUCAUGGGCCACAUAGGCUUUGUCCUAAUUAGGCCAGGAUGUCAUAGAAGUAGACACGGAUGACAUGGCCGGCGGAGGUGAGUGAGGUUGCCACAGUGUUGGCGGCAUCGGCGGUGGCGGCGGCGGAGCAGGAGUUGGAGUUGAAGUCCUCUUCGUUGACCUCGAGUUUGCGUGUUGUCCUUGACCUCCUCCCUCUCCGCGCGGUGGAGGUGGUCUCGGCAACAUCAGAGUUGCUCUUGGGAGGAGCUCGAUGGCAAGUGCAUGCUCAAGAGCGCCUACAAGAUGGCCAUGGCGGCGUGCUCUUGCUGCUGCCACGCGAUGGUGGGGAUGCCGUGCUACCUCUGGCGCACGUUGCGGAGCACCAGACGCGUGCGCCGUGUACACUGCCAUGACGACGACAACGUGGAGGAAGGAGGAGGAGGAUGGGACAGCUCAUUGUCAGACUUCGCCUGGAGCUCUAGCAAGGAUGAGGAGGAGGAGGGCUCCACCUCCACUGAAGGUGGGGAGUACGGUGGCCACGGUGGCGGUAGAAGGGAAAGGAGGAAUCAAGACCAGAUGCGGCGGUCUCUGCGGCUGAGACUGAUGAGCUUUAGGUCAAACUACCACGUAAGCGUCACGUCGAUGCCACGUGGGAUGAAGACCUAGUUAAAGGAGCCAUAUAGGUACCAUGCUAGCAAAAACCAGGGACAAUACUGUUGAGAGACCUUGUUUGCACUCGUUUUCGUAAGUUGGGAUGUUGUAUCUGCUUAUUUGCGGUCUAUGAACGAAUUGGUAGGCCUGAAAUUGGGCUUUGCUCUCCCAUGUUACUUGCAUGAAUAAGUUUACUUUAAGUCCCUCAAAAAUUGUUGCCAAGUCUGUAAUUCGUCCCUGGACCUCAAAACCGAAUACAACACAUCCCCAACGUACAAAACCAGUGCAAGCGAGAUCCCUCGGCACUAUUGUCCCCGGUUUUGGCUGAUAUGGCGCCUAUAUGGCUCCUAUGACUAAGUAUUCAUCCUAGGUAACAUUGACAUGGCAGUUUGAUCUUUAAAAAAAUAAAAUGAGCAAAAUUGAAAACUAACAAAUUAAAACAAAACAUACAGGGCCCAUAUGCUCCUUUAAUUUUUCUUUUUAGAUCAAACUGACACGUAAGCGUCACCUCAAUGCCACGUGUGAUAAAGACCUAGUUAAAAGAGACACAUGGGCGCCAUAUCAGCUAAAACCAGGGACAAUACUGUCAAUGGACCUUAUUUGCAUUGGUUUUAUAAGUUGGGGAUGCGUUGUAUCCGGUUAUGAGCGUUCUAGGAAGACUCAGCGACAAAAAUUGGGAUCUAAAGUGAACUUAUUCGUUACUUGCAUAACAAAAUGUUAUGGGCUUCAUCUUGUCUUGUUGUUGCUAGUACUUUCUAGAGCACUCGGCGUGGAGGGAUGGCAGCGGCAGCUCGCUUGCUGCCGGUGGCGGCGAAGCGACUAACGACGACGGCGAGGGCGAGGCGCCUCUCCACCUCUACCUCGACGUCCCCACCCGCCACUGCCGUACUCUACGACCAGCACGGUCCGCCUGACAAAGUCCUUAGGGUGGCUGAGCUGCCGGCGGCGGAGAUCGGCGAGCGCGAUGUGUGCGUGCGGAUGCUGGCCGCCCCCAUCAACCCCUCCGACCUCAACCGCGUGGAGGGCGUCUACCCUGUUCGCCCUCCCCUCCCUGCCGCUGUCGCAGGCUACGAGGGGGUCGGCCAGGUCCACGCCCUCGGCGGCGCCGUCGAUUCCCGGCUCCUCUCCCCCGGCGACUGGGUCAUCCCUUCUCCGCCCUCCUUGGGCACCUGGCAGACCUACAUCGUCAACCCAGCCACCGCCUGGCACAGGGUUCGCUCCGAUGUGCCUCCCCAAUACGUCGCCACCGUCACCGUCAACCCACUCACCGCGCUCAGGAUGCUCUGCGACUUCGUUAACCUCGCCCCUGGUGACACUCUUGUCCAGAAUGGCGCUACCAGCAUUGUCGGCCAGUGCGUCAUUCAGCUCGCCAAACUGCAUGGUCUUCACACCAUCAACAUCAUAAGGGACAGGCCUGGUUCACAAGAGGCCAAGGACAAACUUAAACAGCUUGGAGCAGAUCAUGUGUUUACGGAAAGCCAGCUAGACAUCAAGAAUAUCAAAAGCUUAUUGGGUGCUUUGCCAGAACCUGCAUUAGGGUUGAAUUGUGUUGGAGGAAAUGCUGCUUCUGUCAUACUGAAAUUUUUAAGGCAAGGUGGCACAAUGGUGACAUAUGGUGGAAUGUCCAAGAAACCUGUUACUGUUUCUACUUCAUCUUUCAUUUUUAAGGAUCUUUCCCUAAGAGGAUUCUGGCUACAGAAGUGGAUGAGUUCAGAUAAGGCAGAGGAAUCUAGAACAAUGAUAGACUACCUGUUGGACCUGGUGCACGAAGGCAAACUUAAAUACGAGAUGGAGUUGACGCCCUUCAGUGACUUCCAUUUGGCUCUUGAUAAGGCACUCGGCAAACAUGGAAGCCAACCAAAGCAGGUUCUCAAGUUCUAAGAUAAUGCAAGGACAACGGAUGAGAGAGAGCUUGUAUUACAAAAACAGGAGUAGAAAAAAGGAUGUAAACAGUGCAUGUGUGCGUGGCUAGGGGAUCGGUGGCCUCUUUCAGUAGUAGUUACCAGGCUGACUUGGGAAGCGGCAAUAUGUUUUGCGGUGAUUGCAGCGGAUCUCUGUCCAAUAAUGGCGGAUCACUUCACUUGAGAGUAGAAAGACGUAGUAUAUCACUUCACUUCAAUCCCCCCGCGCAAUAUGACCUUGUGUGGUUGUAAGUUCUGAAGUGGUAUUGAUUACCGUCCGAUCUGGAGAAAGAAAGUUUUCACUAGAUUAUCGUCA